Peromyscus eremicus (cactus mouse) is the source of this 17923-nucleotide messenger RNA. RefSeq names its product AHNAK nucleoprotein (gene Ahnak). Gene Ontology annotation, biological process: regulation of RNA splicing. Gene Ontology annotation, cellular component: costamere; cytoplasm; nucleus. Gene Ontology annotation, molecular function: protein binding. The record is from RefSeq and is a predicted model, not a curated record. The transcript is spliced from 5 exons. Bases 248 to 17077 code for a protein of 5609 amino acids. NCBI's taxonomy places the organism in Eukaryota, Metazoa, Chordata, Mammalia, Rodentia, Cricetidae.
CUUGCAGCAGCUCUGCCGCGGGGACUGCACUGUCCGCCCUGCCAGACCCGCCCCGACUGGGGCUCGCCGUCGCCAGCAGUCACAGCACUGCGACUUCGGGCCCUACGCCGGCUAUGGCUGCGUCCUGGGACUGAGCCCGCAGGUUGUGUGACCGAGAUUCCCAAAAAGACAGAGACUGACAGAAGAAGAGAAGAAGGAGGGGCGGGAUCCUGGCAAGGCAUUCGCUCCUGAACAGAGUCCUGCAAAGAUGGAGAAGGAAGAGGAGACAACCCGGGAGCUGCUGCUGCCUAACUGGCAGGGCAGUGGCUCCCAUGGGCUGACCAUUGCCCAGAGGGACGAUGGAGUCUUUGUACAGGAAGUGAUGCAGAACUCCCCUGCGGCCCGCACUGGGGUGGUCAAAGAGGGGGACCAGAUUGUGGGUGCCACCAUCUACUUUGACAACCUGCAGUCUGGUGAGGUGACCCAGCUGCUGAACACCAUGGGGCAUCACACUGUCGGCUUGAAGUUGCACCGUAAGGGGGACCGUUCCCCUGAGCCUGGACAGACCUGGACCCAUGAAGUCUUCAGCUCCCGUAGCUCCGAGGUGGUUCUGAGCGGGGAUGAUGAGGACUACCAGCGCAUCUACACCACAAAGAUCAAGCCACGCCUGAGGUCAGAGGAUGGAGUAGAAGGAGACCUUGGGGAGACCCAGAGCCGUACCAUCACAGUGACCAGAAGGGUCACAGCCUACACUGUGGAUGUGACCGGUCGGGAAGGAGUGAAGGACAUUGACAUCAGCAGCCCUGAGUUCAUGAUCAAGAUACCAAGGCAUGAAGUGACUGAAAUCUCCAACACAGAUGUGGAAAUCCAGUCUGGGAAGACGGUGAUCAGACUGCCCUCGGGAUCGGGGGCAGCUUCUCCAACCACAGGCUCUGCCGUGGAUAUCCGGGCAGGUGCCAUUUCUGCUUCAGGACCAGAGCUCGAGGGUGCUGGCCAAUCACAAUUCCAGGUCACUGUGCCUGGGAUAAAGGUGGGAAGCCCCGACAUCAAUGUCAGUGUGAAAGGCUUGGACUCGGGUGGGAAAGGAGGGAUCCAUGUUCCAGGAGUGGACAUUUCGUCUUCUCUUGGGACUGGCUCAGUAGAGGUACAGGGCCCAUCCCUCCAGAGUGGUGAUGCUGGGAAAAUUAAAAUUCCUACCAUGAAGAUGCCAAAAUUUGGUGUCUCAGCAGGCACGGAGGGCCAGAUUCCAGAGGCAGGGCUGAGUGUUUCUGCACCUGAAUUCUCUGUGGGGCAUAAGGGUGAUAAGCCAGGUUUGACCAUCGGUGGUAACAUCCAGGCUCCUAGUCUGGAAGUCAGUUCCUCCUCUGUCAACACUGAGGGGCUUGGGGGGAAGCUGAAGGGUCCCCAAAUCACUGGGCCAUCACUUGAGAGUGACUUGGGUCUGAAAGGUACCAAGCUGCAGGGGAUCAUAGGAAUGGAUGCCUGUGCUUCCAAAAUUGAGGGCAGCAUCUCUGGUCCCAGUGUGGAAGUUGGAAGCCCUGAUGUUGAUGUUCAUGGGCUAGGGGCCAAACUGAAUAUGCCCAAGAUGAAAGUCCCUAAAUUCUCUGCAUCAGGUUCAAAGGGAGAGGGAGUUGGCAUUGAUGUGACACUGCCCACAGGCGAAGUGACCCUCCCUGGGGUCUCGGGGGAUGUCAGUCAGCCUGAGAUUGCUAUUGGUGGGUUAGAAGGGAAGCUGAAGGGUGCUAAAGUCAAGACUCCUGAAAUGAUUGUCCAGAAACCUAAAAUCUCCAUGCAGGAUGUGGACCUGAGCCUUGGGUCCUGUAAACUGAAAGGAGAUAUGAAGGUGUCUGCUCCUGAGGUGAAAGGUGAUGCUAAAGGCCCUCAGGUGGCAGUUAAAGGCUCCAAAAUGGGUAUAGAGACACCAAACCUAGAGGGGACCUUGACAGGCCCCAAGCUCAGCAGCCCUUCUGGAAAAAUAGGGACCUGUAAGAUCUCCAUGGCAGAUGUAGACUUAAAUGUAGCAGCGCCUAAAGGGAAAGGGGGUGUAGAUGUCACGCUACCCAGAGUAGAAGGGAAAAUCAAAGGUCCUGAAAUUGAUGUCCAAGGCCCCAAAAUGGAUAUCAGUGCUCCAGAUGUGGAAGUUCAUGGCCCAGAAUGGAACUUGAAAAUGCCCAAGAUGAAGAUGCCCAAGUUCAGUGUCCCAGGAGUCAAAGGAGAAGGCCCAGAUGUAGAUGUGACUCUACCCAAAGGAGACAUCAGUAUUUCAGGGCCCAAGGUCAACAUAGAAACCCCAAGUGCCAACAUGGAGAGUCUGGGGGGCAAACUUACAGGCCCUGAUAUUAAUCUGCCUGAAGUGAGUGUCAAGACUCCAAAGAUUUCCAUGCCUGAUGUAGAUCUACACGUCAAGGGCCCAAAGGUGAAGGGAGAGUAUGAUGUAACAACACCAAAGCUUGAGGGGGAGCUGAAAGGCCUCAAAGUGAACGCUGAUGCCCCAGAAGUGAAUGUUCAUGGCCCAGACCUGAAGAUGCCCAAGAUGAAAAUGCCCAAAUUCAGUGUACCAGGAUUCAAAGCAGAGGGCCCAGAAGUGGACGUGAACCUGCCUAAGGCAGAUAUAGACAUUUCUGGGCCUAAGGUGGAGGUCAGUGCUCCAGAUGUGAGCAUCGAAGGACCGGAAGGGAAACUGAAAGGACCUAAGUUUAAGAUGCCUGAAAUGAACAUCAGAGCUCCAAAGAUCUCCAUGCCAGAUGUGGACUUACACUUAAAAGGCCCCAGCGUAAAGGGAGAAUAUGAUGUCACAGUGUCAAGGGCUGAAGGUGAGAUUAAAGUUCCUGAUGUUGAACUUAAAAGUGCCAAAGUGGACAUUGAUGUCCCAAAUGUGGAUGUUCAAGGUCCUGAAUGGCACAUGAAGAUGCCUAAGAUAAAAAUGCCCAAGUUUGGCAUGCCAGGCUUCAAGGCAGAGAGUCCAGAAGUAGAGGUGAAUCUCCCUAAGGCCAACAUUGAUGUCUCAGGACCCAAGGUAGAUGUUAAAGCUCCAGAUGUGAACAUUGAAGGUCCUGAAGGAAAGCUGAAGGGUCCUAAGCUGAAGAUGCCUGAGAUGGAUAUCAAGGCCCCAAAGAUCUCCAUGCCUGAUGUGGAUUUGCAUAUGAAAGGUCCCAAAGUAAAAGGAGAGUUUGAUGUCACAAUGCCAAAGGUUGAAGGAGACUUGAAAGGCCCAAAAGUAGAUGUCACUGCUCCAGAUGUUGACGUUCAUGGUCCUGAUUGGAACUUGAAAAUGCCAAAGAUUAAAAUGCCCAAAUUCAGCAUGCCUAGUCUCAAAGGAGAAGGCCCAGAGUUGGAUGUGAACAUGCCCAAGGCUGAUAUGGACAUUUCUGUACCAAAGCUAGAUAUUAGUGCUCCAGAUUUGAACCUUGAGGGACCAGAAGGGAAGUUGAAAGGCCCUAAGUUUAAGAUGCCUGAGAUGCAUUUCAAGGCUCCAAAGAUGUCUCUACCAGAUGUGGACCUGGAUCUCAAAGGACCCAAAAUGAAAGGAAAUCUAGACAUGUCUGCACCAAAAAUAGAGGGAGAGAUGAAAGUUCCAGAUGUGGACAUCAAAGGUCCGAAGGUAGAUAUUAAAGCACCAGAUGUGGAAGGUCAAGGCCCAGACUGGAGCCUGAAAAUGCCAAAGAUGAAAAUGCCCAAGUUCAGUAUGCCUACUCUCAAAGGUGAGGGUCCAGAUGUGGAUGUGAACCUGCCUAAGGCUAACAUCGAUGUCUCAGGACCUAAAGUUGACAUUGAAACCCCAGAUGUGAGCCUUGAGGGACCAGAAGGAAAGCUAAAGGGCCCCAAGUUUAAGAUGCCUGACAUGCACUUCAAGGCCCCAAAGAUUUCAAUGCCUGAUGUGGACUUAAACUUGAAAGGCCCCAAAGUCAAGGGGGAUAUGGAUGUGACAGUGCCCAAGCUAGAAGGUGAAAUGAAAGUGCCAGAUGUGGACAUCAAAGGGCCUAACGUGGACAUUAGUGCCCCAGAUGUGGAUGUUCAUGGUCCAGACUGGCAACUGAAGAUGCCCAAGAUGAAAAUGCCCAAGUUCAGCAUGCCCGGUUUCAAAGCAGAGGGCCCAGAAGUGGAUGUGAGCCUGCCCAAGGCUGACAUUGAUGUCUCAGGACCGAAAGUUGACAUUGAGACCCCAGAUGUGAGCAUUGAGGGGCCAGAAGGGAAGCUGAAGGGUCCCAAGUUUAAGAUGCCUGACAUGCAUUUCAAGGCUCCUAAGAUCUCCAUGCCUGAUGUGGACUUGAAUAUUAAGGGGCCCAAAGGAAAAGCAGAUAUGGAUGUAUCAUUGCCUGAGGUAGAGGGUGAAAUAAAAGUGCCAGAUGUGGACAUUAAAGGGCCCAAAGUUGGCAUUGAUGCUCCAGAUGUUGAAGUUCAUGGCCCAGACUGGCACCUUAAGAUGCCUAAAAUGAAAAUGCCUAAGUUCAGUAUGCCUGGCUUCAAAGGAGAAGGUCCAGAGGUGGAUAUCCCUAAGGCCAACAUUGAUGUUUCAGGACCCAAGGUAGACAUUGAUGUUCCAGAUGUAAAUAUUGAAGGCCCAGAUGCAAAACUGAAAGGACCAAAAUUUAAGAUGCCAGAAAUGAAUAUAAAGCCUCAGAAGAUAUCCAUGCCAGAUGUUAGCUUGAAUUUGAAAGGCCCUAAAGUGAAAGGAGAAUAUGAUGUCUCAGUUCCAAAAGUGGGAGGAGAAAUAAAAGCUCCUGCUGUUGACGUCAAAGGCCCCAAAGUAGAUGCACCGGAUGUGGAAGUUCAUGGUCCAGACUGGCACCUGAAGAUGCCCAAGGUGAAAAUGCCCAAGUUCAGCAUGCCUGGCUUCAAAGGAGAGGGCCCUGAAGUGGAUGUGAAUCUUCAGAAGGCCAACAUUGAUGUCUCAGGACCCAAAGUGGACAUUGAUGUUCCAGAUGUGAAUAUUGAAGCUCCAGAAGGGAAACUGAAGGGUCCCAAGUUCAAGAUGCCGAGCAUGAAUAUACAGACACACAAAAUCUCUAUGCCUGAUGUUGGGCUUAAUCUGAAAGGACCUAAACUGAAAAGUGAUGUAGAUGUUUCUCUUCCGAAAGUAGAAGGAGAUUUGAAAGGUCCUGAAGUUGAUGUUAAAGUCCCUAAGAUGGAUGUGGAUGUUGGUGAUAUUGAUAUUGAAUGUCCAGAAGGGAAACUGAAGGGCCCCAAGUUUAAGAUGCCUGACAUGCACUUCAAGGCCCCUAAGAUCUCCAUGCCUGAUGUGGACUUACAUUUGAAAGGCCCCAAAGUCAAAGGGGAUAUGGAUGUGACUGUACCUAAGGUAGAAGGUGAAAUGAAAGUUCCAGAUGUGGAUAUCAAGGGCCCCAAAGUGGACAUUAAUGCCCCAGAUGUGGAUGUUCAUGGGCCAGACUGGCACCUGAAGAUGCCCAAGGUGAAAAUGCCCAAGUUCAGCAUGCCUGGCUUCAAAGGAGAGGGUCCAGAUGUAGACGUGAAUCUACCAAAGGCUGACAUUGAUGUCUCAGGGCCUAAGGUGGACAUUGAUACUCCUGACUUAGAUAUUGAAGGGCCAGAAGGAAAACUGAAAGGCUCCAAAUUUAAGAUGCCCAAGUUGAACAUCAAGACUCCCAAGAUCUCCAUGCCAGAUGUGGACUUGAAUUUGAAGGGGCCCAAACUGAAAGGAGAGAUAGAUGCUUCUGUGCCAGAAAUGGGGGCUGAUCUCAGAGGUCAUCAAAUUGAUGUCAAAGGCCCUAGUAUGGAAGUGAAAGUGCCUGAUGUUGACCUGGAAUGUCCUGAUGCAAAAUUGAAAGGCCCCAAGUUUAAGAUGCCUGACAUGCACUUCAAGGCCCCAAAGAUUUCCAUGCCUGAUGUGGACUUACACUUGAAAGGCCCCAAAGUCAAGGGGGAUAUGGAUGUGACAAUGCCCAAGCUAGAGGGAGAAUUAAAAGGCCCCAGUGUGGAUGUGGAAAUGCCUGAUGUUGACCUAGAAUGUCCUGAUGCAAAGUUGAAAGGCCCCAAGUUUAAGAUGCCUGACAUGCACUUCAAGGCCCCAAAGAUUUCAAUGCCUGAUGUGGACUUACAUUUGAAAGGCCCCAAAGUCAAGGGGGAUAUGGAUGUGACAGUGCCCAAGCUAGAAGGUGAAAUGAAAGUGCCAGAUGUGGACAUCAAAGGGCCUAAUGUGGACAUUAAUGCCCCAGAUGUGGAUGUUCAUGGUCCAGACUGGCACCUGAAGAUGCCCAAGAUGAAAAUGCCCAAGUUCAGCAUGCCCGGGUUCAAAGCAGAGGGCCCAGAAGUGGAUGUGAGCCUGCCUAAGGCUGACAUUGAUGUCUCAGGACCGAAAGUUGACAUUGAGACCCCAGAUGUGAGCAUUGAGGGGCCAGAAGGGAAGCUGAAGGGUCCCAAGUUUAAGAUGCCUGACAUGCAUUUCAAGGCUCCUAAGAUCUCCAUGCCUGAUGUGGACUUACACUUGAAAGGCCCUAAAGUCAAGGGGGAUAUGGAUGUGACAGUGCCCAAACUGGAAGGAGAAUUAAAAGGCCCCAGUGUGGAUGUGGAAAUGCCUGAUGUUGACCUGGAAUGUCCUGAUGCAAAGUUGAAAGGCCCCAAGUUUAAGAUGCCUGACAUGCACUUCAAGGCCCCAAAGAUUUCCAUGCCUGAUGUGGACUUACACUUGAAAGGCCCCAAAGUCAAGGGGGAUAUGGAUGUGACAAUGCCCAAGCUAGAGGGAGAAUUAAAAGGCCCCAGUGUGGAUGUGGAAAUGCCUGAUGUUGACCUAGAAUGUCCUGAUGCAAAGUUGAAAGGCCCCAAGUUUAAGAUGCCUGACAUGCACUUCAAGGCCCCAAAGAUUUCAAUGCCUGAUGUGGAUUUACAUUUGAAAGGCCCCAAAGUCAAGGGGGAUAUGGAUGUGACAGUGCCCAAGCUAGAAGGUGAAAUGAAAGUGCCAGAUGUGGACAUCAAAGGGCCUAAUGUGGACAUUAAUGCCCCAGAUGUGGAUGUUCAUGGUCCAGACUGGCACCUGAAGAUGCCCAAGAUGAAAAUGCCCAAGUUCAGCAUGCCUGGCUUCAAAGGAGAAGGCCCAGAAGUGGAUGUGAACUUGCCCAAGGCUGACAUUGAUGUCUCAGGACCCAAGGUGGAUGUUGAUGUCCCUGAUGUGAGCAUUGAAGGACCAGAAGGGAAGCUGAAGGGUCCCAAGUUUAAGAUGCCUGACAUGCAUUUCAAGGCCCCUAAGAUCUCUAUGCCUGAUGUUGAUUUCAACUUAAAGGGUCCUAAAAUCAAAGGAGAUAUUGAUGUUUCAGUCCCAAAGAUUGAGGGAGAACUACAGGGUCCAGAACUGGAUGUCAAGGGCCCCAAAUUGGACGCCGACAUGCCAGAAGUAGCUGUGGAAGGCCCAGAAGGUAAAUGGAAAAGUCCUAAAUUCAAGAUGCCAGACAUGCACUUUAAAGCUCCCAAAAUCUCCAUGCCAGACAUUGACCUUCACUUAAAGGGUCCGAAGAUAAAGGGAGAAGUUGAUGUAGAUGUUCCCAAAUUGGAAGGAGAUAUCAAAGGGCCAAAUGUGGACCUGAGUGGGCCAGACAUUGAGAUUGAAGGACCAGAAGGAAAAUUGAAAGGUCCUAAGUUCAAGAUGCCUGAAAUGAACAUCAAAGCCCCCAAGAUCUCCAUGCCUGAUUUGCAUCUUAAGGGUCCCAAACUAAAGGGAGAUGUGGAUGUGUCCUUGCCCAAAGUGGAAGGUGACCUCAAGGGCCCAGAGGUUGACAUCAAAGGCCCCAAAGUGGACAUUAGUGCUCCAGAUGUGGAUGUUCAGGGCCCAGACUGGCACCUGAAGAUGCCCAAGAUGAAAAUGCCCAAGUUCAGCAUGCCUGGCUUCAAAGGAGAGGGCCCAGAAGUGGAUGUGAGCCUGCCCAAGGCUGACAUUGAUGUCUCAGGACCCAAGGUGGACAUUGAAGGCCCUGAUGUAAACAUUGAAGGACCAGAAGGAAAGUUGAAAGGUCCUAAGUUCAAGAUGCCUGAGAUGAACAUCAAAGCCCCCAAGAUCUCCAUGCCGGACAUUGAUCUCAACCUGAAAGGUCCCAAAGUAAAGGGUGACGUGGAUGUGUCUCUGCCCAAAGUGGAAGGUGAGAUCAAAGUUCCUGAAGUUGACAUCAAAGGCCCCAAAGUGGACAUUGAUGUUCCAGAUGUGGAUGUUCAUGGUCCAGACUGGCACCUGAAGAUGCCCAAAAUAAAAAUGCCCAAGUUCAGCAUGCCUGGCUUCAAAGGAGAGGGCCCAGAAGUGGAUGUGAACCUGCCCAAGGCUGACAUUGAUGUCUCAGGACCCAAGGUGGACAUUGAUGUUCCAGAUGUGAAUAUUGAAGGUCCAGAUGCAAAACUGAAGGGCCCCAAGUUCAAGAUGCCUGAAAUGAACAUCAAAGCCCCCAAGAUCUCCAUGCCUGAUUUGCAUCUUAAGGGUCCCAAACUAAAGGGAGAUGUGGAUGUGUCCUUGCCCAAAGUGGAAGGUGACCUCAAGGGCCCAGAGGUUGACAUCAAAGGCCCCAAAGUGGACAUUAGUGCUCCAGAUGUGGAUGUUCAGGGCCCAGACUGGCACCUGAAGAUGCCCAAGAUGAAAAUGCCCAAGUUCAGCAUGCCUGGCUUCAAAGGAGAGGGCCCAGAAGUGGAUGUGAACCUGCCCAAGGCUGACAUUGAUGUCUCAGGACCCAAGGUGGACAUUGAAGGCCCUGAUGUAAACAUUGAAGGACCAGAGGGAAAGUUGAAAGGUCCUAAGUUCAAGAUGCCUGAAAUGAACAUCAAAGCCCCCAAGAUCUCCAUGCCUGAUAUUGAUCUCAAUCUGAAAGGUCCCAAAGUGAAGGGUGAUAUGGACGUGUCUCUGCCCAAAGUGGAAGGGGAGAUUAAAGUUCCUGAAGUUGACAUCAAAGGCCCCAAAGUGGACAUUGAUGUUCCAGAUGUGGAUGUUCAUGGUCCAGACUGGCACCUGAAGAUGCCCAAGGUGAAAAUGCCCAAGUUCAGCAUGCCUGGCUUCAAAGGAGAGGGCCCUGAAGUGGAUGUGAGCCUGCCGAAGGCUGACAUUGAUGUCUCAGGACCCAAGGUGGACAUUGAUGUUCCAGAUGUGAAUAUUGAAGGUCCAGAUGCAAAACUGAAGGGUCCUAAAUUCAAGAUGCCAGAGAUGAACAUCAAGGCUCCUAAGAUCUCAAUGCCUGAUUUGGACCUUAAUCUUAAAGGCCCCAAAGUGAAAGGGGAUGUGGAUGUUUCACUUCCAAAUGUAGAGGGUGAUUUGAAAGGGCCUUCUCUUGACAUAAAGGGUCCAAAAUUAAAUGUAAAUGCUCCAGAUAUGGACAUUCAUGGUCCUGAGGGCAAAUUAAAAGGUCCCAAACUGAAAAUGCCUGACAUGCAUGUAAACAUGCCCAAGAUCUCCAUGCCUGAAAUUGACUUGAAUUUAAAGGGCUCAAAGCUUAAGGGAGAUGUUGAUAUCUCUGGACCCAAACUGGAGGGUGACAUUAAAACUCCCAAGUUGGAUGUGAAGGGCCCAGAAGUGGACAUUUCCGCUCCCAAGGUUAAUAUUGAAGGAAAAUCAAAGAAAUCUCGUUUUAAGCUUCCUAAAUUUAAUUUUUCUGGGUCCAAAGUUCAGACACCUGACAUGGAUGUCAAAGUUAAAAAGCCAGAUGUUGAUGUAACAGCUCCAAAAGUUGAUAUUAAUGCUCCAGAAGUUGAAGUCCAAGGCAAAGUGAAAGGAUCCAAGUUUAAAAUGCCUUUCCUGAGUAUUUCAUCUCCCAAAGUUUCUAUGCCUGAUGUGGAGCUAAAUUUGAAAGGUCCUAAAGUUAAAGGAGACUUAGAUGUAGCAGGCCCAAAUUUAGAAGGAGACUUUAAGAGUCCCAACGUGGAUAUUAAAGCACCAGAAGUUCAUCUUAAUGCACCUGAUGUGGAUGUUCAUGGUCCAGAAUGGAAUCUGAAGAUGCCCAAGAUGAAAAUGCCCAAAUUCAGUGUGUCUGGUUCCAAAGCAGAAGGGCCUGAUGUGGCUAUGGAUUUACCAAAAGGAGACAUCAAUAUAGAAGGUCCCAGUGUGAAUAUUGAGGGCCCAGAACUCAAUGUGGAAUGUCCAGAGGGAAGCUUAAAAGGCCCCAAAUUUAAGAUGCCUGAAAUGAACAUCAAAACCCCCAAGAUCUCUAUGCCUGACAUUGACUUAAACCUGAAAGGUCCCAAGGUAAAAGGAGAUGUAGAUGUUUCUCUUCCCAAACUUGAAGGGGAUCUUAAAGGGCCAAAGGUUGACAUCAAAGGCCCCAAAGUGGACAUUAAUGCUCCAGAUGUGGAUGUUCAUGGUCCAGACUGGCAUCUGAAGAUGCCCAAGGUGAAAAUGCCAAAAUUUAGCAUGCCUGGCUUCAAAGGAGAGGGCCCUGAGGUGGAUGUGAACCUGCCGAAGGCUGACAUUGAUGUCUCAGGACCCAAGGUGGACAUUGAUGUUCCAGAUGUGAAUAUUGAAGGUCCAGAUGCAAAACUGAAGGGUCCCAAGUUCAAGAUGCCUGAGAUGAACAUCAAAGCUCCUAAGAUCUCCAUGCCUGACUUUGAUCUGAAUCUGAAAGGUCCAAAAUUGAAAGGAGAUGUGGAUGUGUCCUUGCCCAAAAUGGAAGGUGACCUCAAGGGCCCAGAGGUGGAUAUUACAGGCCCUAAACUGGACAUUGACAUUCCUGAUGUUAGCAUUGAAGGUCCAGAGGGCAAACUGAAGGGUCCCAAGUUUAAGAUGCCUGAGAUGAACAUCAAAGCCCCCAAGAUCUCCAUGCCGGACAUUGAUCUCAACCUGAAAGGUCCCAAAGUAAAGGGUGACGUGGAUGUGUCUCUGCCCAAAGUGGAAGGUGAGAUCAAAGUUCCUGAAGUUGACAUCAAAGGCCCCAAAGUGGACAUUGAUGUUCCAGAUGUGGAUGUUCAUGGUCCAGACUGGCACCUGAAGAUGCCCAAAAUAAAAAUGCCCAAGUUCAGCAUGCCUGGCUUCAAAGGAGAGGGCCCAGAAGUGGAUGUGAACCUGCCCAAGGCUGACAUUGAUGUCUCAGGACCCAAGGUGGACAUUGAUGUUCCAGAUGUGAAUAUUGAAGGUCCAGAUGCAAAACUGAAGGGCCCCAAGUUCAAGAUGCCUGAAAUGAACAUCAAAGCCCCCAAGAUCUCCAUGCCUGAUUUGCAUCUUAAGGGUCCCAAACUAAAGGGAGAUGUGGAUGUGUCCUUGCCCAAAGUGGAAGGUGACCUCAAGGGCCCAGAGGUUGACAUCAAAGGCCCCAAAGUGGACAUUAGUGCUCCAGAUGUGGAUGUUCAGGGCCCAGACUGGCACCUGAAGAUGCCCAAGAUGAAAAUGCCCAAGUUCAGCAUGCCUGGCUUCAAAGGAGAGGGCCCAGAAGUGGAUGUGAGCCUGCCCAAGGCUGACAUUGAUGUCUCAGGACCCAAGGUGGACAUUGAAGGCCCUGAUGUAAACAUUGAAGGACCAGAAGGAAAGUUGAAAGGUCCUAAGUUCAAGAUGCCUGAGAUGAACAUCAAAGCCCCCAAGAUCUCCAUGCCGGACAUUGAUCUCAACCUGAAAGGUCCCAAAGUAAAGGGUGACGUGGAUGUGUCUCUGCCCAAAGUGGAAGGUGAGAUCAAAGUUCCUGAAGUUGACAUCAAAGGCCCCAAAGUGGACAUUGAUGUUCCAGAUGUGGAUGUUCAUGGUCCAGACUGGCACCUGAAGAUGCCCAAAAUAAAAAUGCCCAAGUUCAGCAUGCCUGGCUUCAAAGGAGAGGGCCCAGAAGUGGAUGUGAGCCUGCCCAAGGCUGACAUUGAUGUCUCAGGACCCAAGGUGGACAUUGAUGUUCCAGAUGUGAAUAUUGAAGGUCCAGAUGCAAAACUGAAGGGCCCCAAGUUCAAGAUGCCUGAAAUGAACAUCAAAGCCCCCAAGAUCUCCAUGCCUGAUUUGCAUCUUAAGGGUCCCAAACUAAAGGGAGAUGUGGAUGUGUCCUUGCCCAAAGUGGAAGGUGACCUCAAGGGCCCAGAGGUUGACAUUAAAGGCCCAAAAGUCGACAUAGAUGUUCCAGAUGUGGAUGUUCAUGGUCCAGACUGGCACCUGAAGAUGCCCAAGGUGAAAAUGCCCAAGUUCAGCAUGCCUGGCUUCAAAGGAGAGGGCCCUGAAGUGGAUGUGAACCUGCCCAAGGCUGAUAUUGAUGUCUCAGGACCCAAGGUGGACAUUGACACUCCUGACAUUGACAUUCAUGGCCCAGAAGGAAAACUAAAGGGCCCCAAGUUUAAAAUGCCUGAUCUUCACCUCAAGGCACCCAAGAUCUCCAUGCCUGAUAUUGACUUAAACUUAAAAGGUCCCAAAGUAAAGGGUGAUGUGGACGUGUCUCUGCCCAAAGUGGAAGGUGAGAUCAAAGUUCCUGAAGUUGACAUCAAAGGCCCCAAAGUGGACAUUGAUGUUCCAGAUGUGGAUGUUCAUGGUCCAGACUGGCACCUGAAGAUGCCCAAGGUGAAAAUGCCCAAGUUCAGCAUGCCUGGCUUCAAAGGAGAGGGCCCUGAAGUGGAUGUGAGCCUACCGAAGGCUGACAUUGAUGUCUCAGGACCCAAGGUGGACAUUGAUGUUCCAGAUGUGAAUAUUGAAGGUCCAGAUGCAAAACUGAAGGGUCCUAAGUUCAAGAUGCCUGAGAUGAACAUCAAAGCCCCAAAGAUCUCCAUGCCUGACUUUGAUUUGCAUCUGAAAGGUCCUAAACUGAAGGGAGAUGUGGAUGCUUCCUUGCCUAAAAUGGAAGGUGAACUAAAGGGCCCUGGAAUUGAUAUCAAGGGCCCCAGUGUGGAUAUUGACACUCCUGAUGUCAAUAUCGAAGGUCCAGAAGGAAAAUUAAAGGGACCCAAAUUUAAAAUGCCAGACAUGCAUAUUAAAGCUCCCAAGAUUUCCAUGCCUGACUUUGACUUAAACCUUAAAGGACCCAAGGUAAAAGGAGAUGUGGACCUUGCAUUGCCUAAGUUGGAAGGUGAUCUCAGAGGGCCAGAGAUAGACAUUGAGGGUCCUGAAGGAAAACUCAAAGGCCCCAAAUUUAAAAUGCCAGAUGUCCAUUUCAAAACCCCACAAAUUUCAAUGAGUGACAUUGAUUUGAACAUGAAGGGACCUAAGAUAAAGGGAGAUUUGGACAUUUCGGUUCCUAAACCAGAAGGGGAUUUGAAAGGUCCCAAAGUGGAUGUCAAAGGCCCUCAACUGGACAUUGACACUCCUGACAUUCAUGGCCCAGAAGGGAAACUGAAGGGCCCCAAGUUUAAAAUGCCUGAUCUCCACCUCAAGGCACCCAAGAUCUCAAUGCCAGAAGUUGACCUGAAUCUGAAAGGGCCAAAGGUGAAGGGAGAUGUAGAUGUUUCUCUGCCCAAAGUGGAAGGAGACCUCAAAGGUCCUGAAGUUGAUAUCAAAGGCCCCAAAGUGGACAUUGAUGUUCCAGAUGUGGAUGUUCAUGGUCCAGACUGGCACCUGAAGAUGCCCAAGGUGAAAAUGCCCAAGUUCAGCAUGCCUGGCUUCAAAGGAGAGGGUCCUGAAGUGGAUGUGAGCCUGCCGAAGGCUGACAUUGAUGUCUCAGGACCCAAGGUGGACGUUGAUGUUCCAGAUGUGAAUAUUGAAGGUCCAGAUGCAAAACUUAAGGGCCCCAAGUUCAAGAUGCCUGAGAUGAACAUCAAAGCCCCCAAGAUCUCCAUGCCGGACAUUGAUCUCAACCUGAAAGGUCCCAAAGUAAAGGGUGACGUGGAUGUGUCUCUGCCCAAAGUGGAAGGUGAGAUCAAAGUUCCUGAAGUUGACAUCAAAGGCCCCAAAGUGGACAUUGAUGUUCCAGAUGUGGAUGUUCAUGGUCCAGACUGGCACCUGAAGAUGCCCAAAAUAAAAAUGCCCAAGUUCAGCAUGCCUGGCUUCAAAGGAGAGGGCCCAGAAGUGGAUGUGAACCUGCCCAAGGCUGACAUUGAUGUCUCAGGACCCAAGGUGGACAUUGAUGUUCCAGAUGUGAAUAUUGAAGGUCCAGAUGCAAAACUGAAGGGCCCCAAGUUCAAGAUGCCUGAGAUUAACAUCAAGGCUCCAAAGAUCUCUAUGCCUGAUGUAGAUCUGGAGUUAAAAGGACCCAAAGUAAAAGGAGACUUUGACAUGUCCAUUCCUAAGAUUGAAGGUAGUCUCAAAGGUCCUGAAGUAGACCUGAAAGGUCCAGGUCUAGAUUUUGAAGGCCCUGAUGCUAAACUAAGUGGCCCUAACUUGAAGAUGCCAUCACUGGAUGUAUCUGCUCCUAAAGUAACUGGACCUGAUGUUAAUUUGCACCUGAAGACACCAAAAAUUGGAGUUUCUGGGCCUAAGUUAGGAGGUGGUGAAGUGGACCUCAAGGGGCCCAAAGUUGAUUUAGAAACUCCAAGCCUAGAUGUCCACAUGGAGAGCCCAGAUAUUAAUAUCGAGGGGCCGGAUGUUAAAAUUCCAAAGUUUAAGAAACCCAAGUUUGGAUUUGGUGCCAAAAGCCCUAAAGCUGACAUCAAGACACCAUCAGUUGAUGUGACUGUCCCUGAAGCAGAGCUGAGUGUUGAGACUCCUGAAGUAAGCAUUGGUGGAAAAGGCAAGAAAAGCAAGUUUAAAAUGCCUAAAAUUCACAUGAGUGGUCCUAAAGUUAAGGCCAAAAAGCAGGGAUUUGAUUUGAACGUUCCUGGAGGCGAGAUUGAUGCCAGUCUCAAGACUCCUGAAGUGGAUGUCGGUGUUGCCGGGCCUGAUGCUACACUCAAAGUUGAUGUAAAGUCUCCCAAAGUCAAAAAAACCAUGUUUGGGAAAAUGUACUUCCCAGAUGUAGAAUUUGACAUUAAGUCACCUAAAUUUAAAGCAGAGGCUUCUCUACCUAGCCCCAAGCUUGAGGGUGAAAUCAAGGUACCUGAUCUGGAUAUUUCUUCACCAGGGAUUAAUGUGGAAGCUCCUGAUAUCCAUGUGAAGGCUCCCAAGUUCAAGGUGCCAGGCGUGGAUGUCUCAGGGCCAAAGAUAGAGGGCAACUUGAAAGGUCCUAAGGUUCAGGCAAACUUGGACACACCUGACAUCAAUAUUGAAGGCUCUGAUGCCAAAAUCAAAGCACCCUCGUUCAGUGUUUCUGCUCCUCAAGUCUCCAUACCUGAUGUGAAUGUUAAGUUGAAAGGACCAAAGAUAAAGGGUGAUGCUCCCAGUGUGGGACUGGAAGGACCUGACGUAGAUUUGCAAGGUCCAGAAGGAAAAAUCAAGUUCCCUAAGUUUUCACUGCCCAAGAUCAGUGCCCCUGGUGUGAAAAUGGAAGGUGGAGGCACUGAGAUCUGUGCCCAGAUGCCCUCUCUUGAAGGAGGCUUGAAUUUUGAAGGGCCUGAUAUGUCUCUGAAAGGCCCAGGAGUGGACUUGCCUUCGGUGGACCUCUCUAUGCCAAAAGUUUCUGGGCCUGAUCUUGACCUGAACUUGAAAGGACCAAGUUUGAAGGGAGAUCUGGAUGCAUCCAGUCCCAGCAUGAAGCUGCAUGCCCCGGGUUUUGACCUCAAAGGUGUUGGUGGAAAAGUACAGAUAGGAGGGGAUGGUGUGAAAAUGUCAGGGAUUGAUGCCACAACAGCACUCAAUGUGGGGGCACCAGAUGUGACACUGAAGGAACCAAGCCUACAGGGAGAUCUGGCUAUGUCUGGGGACAUCAAGUGCCCUAAAAUAUCUGUGGGUGCUCCCGAUCUCAGCUUGGAGGCCUCAGAAGGUGGUGUCAAACUUCCCCACAUGAAGCUGCCUCAGUUCGGCAUCUCCACUCCGGGGUCCGACUUGGACAUUAACAUCAAGGGGCCACAAGUUUGUGGAGAACUAAGGGGGCCAGGGAUGGAUGUGAACCUGAAGGGGCCCCAGAUCUCAGCUCCAAGCGUGGACUUCAACAUGGAAGGACCAAAAGUGAAGGGGGGCUUCGGGGCCGCUGGUGAAUUAAAAGGCCCAACAGUUGGGGGAAGCCUUCUGGGUGUCAGUGUUCAAGGCCUAGAAGGAAAUCUCCAAAUGCCUGGAAUUAAGGCUUCUGGGUGUGAUGUGAAACUCCCAACGGGGCAGCUUUCUGGUCCUGAAAUUAAAGGAGAUCUGAAAGGCUCAGGUAUAGGUCUCCAUGGGGCUGUCCCUGAUAUCAGUGUCAAAGGGCCUUCCUUUAACACAGCAUCUCCUGAGUCAGAUUUUGGUGUCAGCUUGAAGGGCCCCAAAGUCAAAGGAGGUAUAGAUGUUUCAGGGGGUGUCGGUGUCCCAGAUAUCAACCUGGGUGAAGGGCAUAUGAGUGUCAAAGGCUCUGGGGCUGAGUGGAAGGGACCCCAAGUCUCCUCCUCUCUAAACUUGGAUACAUCUAAACUUGCUGGGAACCUUCAUUUCUCAGGACCAAAGAUAGAAGGAGGUGUGAAAGGAGGCCAGAUUGGACUCCAAGGUCCUGGGCUGAGUGUGUCUGGGCCUCAAGGUCACUUGGAAAGUGGAUCUGGAAAAGUAACAUUCCCCAAGAUGAAGAUCCCCAAAUUUACCUUCUCUGGCCGUGAGCUCAUUGGCAGAGAAGUAGGGGUGGAUGUUAAUUUCCCUAAAGUAGAGGCCAAUGUGCAGGCUGGUGCAGGAGAAGGCGAGUGGGAAGAGUCUGAAGUAAAACUUAAAAAAUCCAAAAUCAAAAUGCCCAAGUUUAAUUUUUCCAAACCUAAAGGGAAAGGCAGUGUUACCGGCUCACCAGAAGCAUCCAUUUCUGGGUCCAAAGGGGACCUGAAGAGCUCAAAGGCCAGCUUGGGAUCUCUGGAAGGAGAAGCAGACGCUGAAGCAUCUUCACCAAAAGGCAAAUUCUCCCUCUUUAAAAGUAAGAAGCCAAGACACCGCUCCAACUCUUUCAGUGAUGAGAGGGAGUUCUCGGCGCCUUCCACCCCAACCGGGACUUUGGAGUUUGCAGGUGGAGAAGCUAAAGGCAAACACGGGAAGCUGAAAUUUGGUACCUUUGGUGGGUUGGGGUCAAAGAGCAAAGGUCAUUAUGAGGUGACUGGGAGUGAUGAUGAGGCAGUCAAGUUACAGGGAAGUGGAGUGUCCUUGGCCUCAAAGAAGUCCCGGCUGUCUUCCUCCUCUAGUAACGACAGUGGGACUAAGGUUGGCAUCCAGCUUCCUGAGGUAGAACUAUCAAUUUCCACAAAGAAAGAGUAGUGGGCCUUGUUUGUGUGUACAUAUAUAUAUAAGACUGCAUCAGCCUGGGUGUGUUUGUAUAUAAACUCCAAAGAGAAACACCCCAACAGCCUCAGCAAUAAUGCAAAGAUCUUGCCUCUAUCAGUGGCAAGGGCUGACAAACCAAGGGCCUCUAGGCCCCUGGGACUCUGCAGCUAGGUAAAGACUUCUAAAUUCAUCUGGCCCAUGUGCAAAGUCAACAGUAUUUGCCUUAAGAUUUCAGUUUUUUGUUUCUUAUUUUUUCUUUUCUUUCUUUCUUUUUUUUUGCAUUGAACGCUGAGAGCUCGUGUUUACUAAGCAAGCUUCUGUGUUUAUCAUCCUUAUUUUUACUGAACAUUGUUAGUACCUGGGUAAUGGAAACCCAUUUUUUUUCAUUGUAAUGACUUUGGGGGCUUCUGUGAGUAAGGGAGGGUGAGAUAAAAGGUUGCAGGUCUUCAUUGCUCGGAAGGUUGGAUGUGUACAAAUAGCAGCACGCUGACAUGGCUCAGAGGAGGUGGUAGCCAGUGGGUGGUGGUUCUCAAAUAUCUGUAGCAUGACUUUUAAUCCCCAGGUGUGUUAGUCCCAGCCUAGUCUGGUACUCAAGGUGAGAGGGGGAUUUGAAUCUGUUUGCAAACUGUCCAACCCACCAGGUCAAUGUGAAGGGCUUCCAUUCUGGGCUUGGUAAGAAAAGUGUUCAUUCAUGACUGCCAUGUUCUGGGAAAAACUCUGAUUUCUUUUAACAAAUGUCAUCGUGAUAAAGGAAAUGUCUGGCACUUUAAUGGCAAAUUAAUUGAGAAUGUAAGAAAGUUGAUGCUGUACAAGGCAAAUAAAGCCAUUUAUUAACCCUGA